GAUAGCCCCGCCGCUGCCGCCACUCUCACCGCCACACUGCCAUGGUUUCCUCUCCUUCCCAGGUGCGCCAGAACUACCAUCAGGACUGCGAAGCAGCUAUCAACCGGCAGAUCAACUUGGAGCUUUACGCUUCCUACGUGUACCUCAGCAUGUCCUACUACUUUGACCGCGAUGAUGCGGCUCUGAAGAACUUUGCCAAAUACUUCUUAUACCAGUCCCUUGAGGAGCGCAAGCAUGCAGAGAAGCUUAUGAAGUUACAGAACCAGAGGGGUGGUCGCAUUUUCCUACAGGACAUCAAGAAACCAGAUCGUGAUGAUUGGGAGAGUGGGCUGACCGCAAUGGAAUGUGCUUUGCACUUGGAGAAGGAUGUGAACCAGUCUCUGUUGGAACUGCACAAACUGGCAACUGACAAAAACGAUCCUCAUUUAUGUUGCUUCAUUGAAACCCACUAUCUGGAUGAGCAGGUCAAAUCUAUCAAGGAGCUGGGUGAUCAUGUGACCAAUCUGCGCAACAUGGGGGCGCCAAAAUCUGAAAUGGCAGAGUACCUGUUUGACAAGCACACCUUGGGAGAAAGUGACGACGAGAACUAG
Molecule: messenger RNA, 590 nt
Organism: Sphaerodactylus townsendi
Lineage: Eukaryota; Metazoa; Chordata; Lepidosauria; Squamata; Sphaerodactylidae
Product: ferritin heavy chain-like
Exons: 1
Coding region: 42-590 (182 amino acids)
Biological process (GO): intracellular iron ion homeostasis; iron ion transport
Cellular component (GO): cytoplasm
Molecular function (GO): ferrous iron binding; ferric iron binding
Source: RefSeq, a predicted model, not a curated record